AUCGCAAGUGCGGCCACGGCACACACACGGAGCUUCCCUCUAUUGAAUCCAUUGUAUCUAGUCAAUGCAGUCGCCCUGAGACAGUAAACAAUCAAACCUUGUCUCCAUCUUUUGUCUUCCACCACCUGUCAUUAUCAUCAUAACCAUCCAUUGAUUCAUUAAGCACUGUACUGCUACCAAGCGCACCUAUUUCAACAACUUCACCAUGCCCACCGUCCUCCAGACAGCUGGCGACAUGGUCGACAACCUUGGAAACAAAAUCCAUUACACCACGCGAAGAGUCGGUGACCAGAUCGAGACCACUACCAACCAGGUCCUGCCGCCCAAGCAGCGCGAGCACAUGCUUGAGAGGGCUCGUGACUAUGCCCAUCAGAACCCGAAAGUAGCCGCCUUCCUGACCACCCAAGCCGCAUUGACUGGUCUCCCACUGGCCCUCUUCCUCGCCUUCGCAACAACAACUCUCCUCGUUUCCCUAUCAACCUGCCUCUUCCUGGGCCUCCUCGUCUCAAUCGCCAUCACCUUCUUCCUGGUCGGCUUCGCGCUCCUCUUCGUCGUCCCCACCAUCAUCAUCGCCAGCUGCUCAGCGACCUUCAUCUUCAUCUGGGGCUUCGUGGGCUACAUCAUCCUACGCAGGUUCAAUGAGGGUGAGGAGCCAGCUAAGCUUGGAACACCCGUUGGCGAUAAGUUGUACAAGUUAACAGGCGGUAGAUCGGGAUAUCUACAAAGCGAUCAGACAUCUUCGGAAAGCGGCAAUGACAGAAGGAGGCUGGAUAGUGGAAAUGCUACAAAGGGCACUAAUGGCAGUGCUGGGCACGCACAUGGUGGUGUAUCGUCGCACAAGGGCGAUGGCGGGCCUGUGAAUAGCGUGAAUGGUGACAAGGGCGCUGUUGAGUGGGAGAGGAAGUGGGCGGAUGGCGUGCAGCCGAAGCCUGUGGUCUUGGAAACUGAGAACGUCUUUGAGGUCCUGAAAGCGGAGGCUCCAGUUUCCUAGAAGCGUUCCUGGGACUCGAGUUCGGUUUGCAGGUCUUGACGUAUCAUUAUCCCUAGAGCAUAUCCUCACGAAAUCGCGCUGCCCUAAACAUACCGGCCGAAACCCCCUGUGAUCUUCAGAUCCUCAUGGCAUGUGCUAUAUGCUACUUUGCUAGCAACGUCCCCGGCAUCUCUUCGUAGAAUAUGACAUCACGUGCAGCUUUGGUCUUCUAGUGUCUACUUAGGUAUAAAAGCCCUGCUCUCAGUCC
This is a messenger RNA of Alternaria rosae, 1238 nucleotides long. RefSeq lists its product as uncharacterized. Lineage: Eukaryota; Fungi; Ascomycota; Dothideomycetes; Pleosporales; Pleosporaceae. The coding region runs from base 206 to 991 and encodes 261 amino acids. The record is from RefSeq and is a predicted model, not a curated record. The transcript is spliced from 3 exons.